Onychostoma macrolepis is the source of this 6436-nucleotide messenger RNA. RefSeq names its product discs, large (Drosophila) homolog-associated protein 2b (gene dlgap2b). The coding region runs from base 329 to 3409 and encodes 1026 amino acids. Gene Ontology annotation, biological process: signaling. The transcript is spliced from 15 exons. NCBI's taxonomy places the organism in Eukaryota, Metazoa, Chordata, Actinopteri, Cypriniformes, Cyprinidae. Gene Ontology annotation, molecular function: molecular adaptor activity. The record is from RefSeq and is a predicted model, not a curated record. Gene Ontology annotation, cellular component: postsynaptic specialization; glutamatergic synapse.
GUUCAGUUCAUGAUGAAUAAUGACCACACAUUUGGACAGCUGAGCAAUUUUUUGGACUCAAGUGAGGAGCUGUUUAUUGGGUGAGGCGUUCGCUAGCAGGGGCUGAUGGGUCCUGCCAUCAGAGCGCCACCGUCCUGUGUGUGCGAGGGCAGCAGUGGGCGUGAGUGGGAGACUGAAUCAAAGGUGUUCGGUUAGAUUACCGUCAUUCCGGUGAAGAGGAGCUUAGUGCCUGAAACCUCUUGUCUAUCUUGUUGAAGACCAGCAGUAUUCCCCCUGGUCACCAUCCCGAGAUUUCAAUGAGGAUAGUAGCCUCGCUCCACCCAGGAACAUGAAGGGCUUAUCAGGUGGUCGUGCACCGCACCACAUUCCCACACUGCCCCCGUGUGGACUGGCGGAGUGCGAGCAUCUCCAUGACCUGCAUGGCAUGCAUGUGUCCGAUCUGCGCCACUCCUACCUGCUCAGCCCCACGGAGACCUGCGCCAUGGACUUCCAUCACCGUCUUUCCCCCCGCAGCUCCAUUCACUCCGACUGCAUGAUCAUGUCACCCGUGGCGCUAACUUCCACUGUCCCCGCCGACUACGUCUCCAGCAGCACCUUUCCCAGAAUGCACUACACUUCGCAGUACUACGACCCAGCUGCCCGGGAAGACUGUGCAGCCAUCACCACCUCAGCCACAUCUGCCGCCGUCGCUGCUGCAACAUCUGCCUCUCACCACGUCAGCAGCAAGAGCAACCGCAUCCCCGCAAACCUGCUGGACCAGUUCGAAAAACAGAUUCCGCUUCAUCGUGACGGCUUCCACACACUCCAGUACCAACGCACAUCUGCCGCCACUGGUGGGGAGCAACGCAGCGAGAGCCCCGGUCGCAUUCGACACCUGGUACACUCCGUCCAGAAGCUCUUCACCAAGUCCCACUCACUGGAGGGAUCGUCCAAGAUGAAUGGCACCAAAGGUGACAGUGGAGGUGGGGGAAGCCAUCACCAUCACCACGGCAAUCAUCACUCAUCCAAGCAUGGUAGCAAGCGCAGUAAAAGCAAGGAGCGCAGGCACCGGUCGGGGACGGGGGGCUGGUGGAGCUCGGAUGACAACCUAGACAGCGACAGCACCUACCGCACAGCCAGCGCCUUGAGCCGCCACCGUCAUGAGCACGUCGGCCACAGUUUCCCAGAAUCCAUGCACAGUCACUUUGGAGACCACUCUCUCAAAACCUCCAAAAGCAACAAUGACGUCAAGUGUUCGGCCUGUGAGGGCCUGUCCAUGGCACCUGAGGGGAAGUUCAUGAAGAGGAGUUCCUGGUCAACGCUCACCGUCAGCCAGGCCAAAGAGGCCUACCGAAAGUCCUCCCUAAACCUAGAGAAGACCAUGAUGCAUCAGGACCUUAAACCAUCAUUCCGGUCCUCACACUACCUACAGGUGCCUCAGGACGAGUGGGGGGGUUAUCCAGGGAUUGAGAAGGACGAGGAGAUCCCGUGCCGCCGGAUGCGUAGCAGUAGUUACGUCAAAGCCAUGGGAGACGAUGAUAGUGGUGAGUCUGAUACCAGCCCCAAGACGUCGCCUCAGAAGACUGUGCGGUCCGAUGCCCUUGUCCUUAAAUCAGCCAUGCAGAGGCCACAUAUAGACACCCAAAGCUCUGGCUACCACUUGCAAACAACGAGAGAUAUGCGCCCUCACCCCAGCGUGUCUCUGGACCCAGCAACCAACUUCAACCCUCCACAGUUUCGCUCCAGAAACCAGAGCUACAUGCGUGCAGUCAGUACCUUCAGUCAGGCAAGCUGUGUCAGCCAGGUGAGUGAGACUGAGGUCAAUGGCCAGUUUGAGUCAGUUUGCGAGUCCGUUUUUAGCGAAGUAGAAUCCCAGGCCGUGGAGGCCUUGGACCUGCCCGGCUCUUUCCGCACUCGAAGCCACAGUUACCUGCGUGCAAUUCAGGCUGGGUAUUCCCAAGAUGACGACUGCUUGCCUUCAAUGACAUCUUCUACUGUCACUUCAACUCUCAGAUCCACAACAGGGGCCCGUAGCUUAGCUGGGGGGCGUAGAAUGUACGGGAUCCAGUUUCGUCUCCCUACUGCCUGUAGUGUGGAUCGAACAGAAACCCCCACUCCAGCGGUAGUGACAUAUACACCUGACUACAAGAAGACCCCUCCACCUGUUCCUCCUCGUUCCACCACUAAGCCGCUGAUUUCUGUAACAGCCCAGAGCAGCACAGAGUCGACGCAGGACGCGUACCAUGAGGGUCGGCCGUCACGGGUAGGGCUUUGGGCACCGGAUAGCCUCGGCCGGGUUAUCUACAACUCUACUGACAGCCUGGAUAGUGCAAAGGCGGUGACCCUAGCAAUGGAAACCGCAUCCAAGCGCCUCGCUUCUGCGGGGAGCUACAGCUCCGUUCAGACCUGCGAUAAGGCCAUCCUGGUGUCCAAAGCAGAGGAAUACCUCAAGACUCCACGCUCUUCCAUCGGGAUACAGGUGGAAGCGGCCACAGAUUCUGAGACAGAUAGUAAAGGUCUCCCACAGUAUCACUCCGUGGGUAUCCAGGUGGAGGACGAGAAGAGACUUGGCCGCUUUAAACGGUCCAACAGUGUGACGACGGCAGUUCAGGCCGAUUUGGAGCUGGAGGGCUUUCCUUCGACCGAAGACAAGAGUCUGCAGUUUGGAGGAUUUCAGCGGCAUUCUGAACCCAGUACGCCCACACAGUACAACGUGGUUCGGACCGUACGCACACAGGGCCUAUUUAGCUACCGUGAGGAUUACCGGCCCUCCAGCGGGCCGCCCAGUCCACAACCCGAACCCUGGCUGGUGGAGCCCACUCAUGAAGCAGCCGAGUCCGGCCGUGUGUCACCACUCCGCCGCGAUGGCAGCUGGUUCAUGCAGCUUCUGCACAGCGAGACCAAAAGGUUGGAGGGAUGGUGCAAAGACAUGGAACGUGAGGCGGAGGAGCACGACCUGUCAGAGGAGAUUCUUGGGAAGAUCCGGAGUGCUGUGGGCAGUGCUCACCUCCUCAUGUCCCAGAAAUUCCAGCAAUUUUACUGGUUGUGUCAGCAAAAUCUGGACCCAAGUGCUAUGCCCCGCCCCACGGCUCAGGACCUGGCUGGGUUCUGGGAUCUCCUGCAGCUCUCCAUCGAUGAUGUCACUGCCAAGUUUGAUGAGCUGCAGCAAAUCAAGAGUAAUGAGUGGAGGAUAGUGGAGAGUCCAGAGAAGAAGGAAAGAAAAUGGCCGCCUCCUGUUACAAAGAGGCCUCCUAAAGGUCGUGGAGCUGUCAUGCGUGAGCGAUCCCUGGAUCUGCAGGACCGACAGAGGCAAGAGGCCCGCCGCAGGCUCCUGGCUGCAAAACGGGCUGCUUCUUUCCGACAGAGCUCAGUUACAGAGCGGGCCGACAGCAUAGAGAUCUACAUCCCUGAAGCCCAAACCCGUUUAUGAAACACACAUAUACUAUGCCUCACCAGUGCGCUUCACCAACAGGGUACAUCCAUUCUGCUCCAUGUCACCGCUGCACCCGUUCACAUUCUUACACCUGUUACAAGUAUUCUUCCUCCGCUCAUCAUCUACUCUGAGCUGAGAAUAGUGGUGAGUUUAUAUAUGCCUCAAACAGAGCUCAAUGCAAAGAGGUCAUGGCAGUCUAUGCACUCCAAGACCUGCAGCUACUGCAACCCAGUUUGUAUAUCAGUUUUAGUACAUUCAGAGGCCAAAACUAAGGCUUUGUUCACACUGCACACAAAUCCGAUUUGGUUUUCAUAUCCCAUUUUUAGGACACAGUUAGGAGGCAGUUGCAAUAGUAGUGAUACAAGCAUCAGCAUGAUGCAAAGAGGACAGUUAUCUUGACAUCUUGACAUGGUGCUGAACUCAAGAGUGAUUAGCUGAUAUUAGCAAUUCUUAUUAACAUUCAUGCAUAUGCUGACCGAAAUCACUUACUCACUAUUAAUGACAUGAUUGUUAUGGAGCCAAAGGGACAUACUGAUGGAAAUUAUAUUUCAAUGCUUUUAAGUUCUCUUGCCAAAAUGUCUCUUGCAAAAAAUUUUGCUGCCUUGGGGACUUUGCAUUUUCUCACAAAACUGUUGUGUGCUCUUAGAAAAUGUUUGCGUUCCCCUGAGAAAAUCUGCGUUCGCUCGCAAAACGUUUGCAUUUCCCUGAGGAGCUUUGCAUUCUCUCACAAAACAUUUGCGUUUUCUCACAGAACGUUUGCAUUCCCCUGAGAAGCUUUGCGUUCUCUCAAAAAAACUUUUACGUUUCUCUAAAAAUAAUUUUUUCGUGCAAAACGUUUGUGCUUCUCGGAAAACUUUUGCUUUCACCUAAGAAAUGUUGCUUUCUUUCACUAAACGUUUGUAUUCUUUUACAAAACAUUCAAAAAAAGUUUGCACAAAAAAAUUAGCAUUCUCUCACAAAACUUUUGUGUUCCCGAGAAACUUUGCAUUUUCUCCAAAAAACGUUUACUUUGUUUUCUUGCAAAACAUUUGUUUCUAACAAAAUGUUUGCGUUUCCCUAAGAAAUGUUGCUUUCUCUCACUAAACGUUUGUAUUCUCUUACAAAACAUUCAUAAAGCAUUUGCACAAAAAAUGUUGCAUUCUCUCACAAAACUUUUGCGUUUUCUCCUCAAAACUUUACAUUGCGUUUUUCUUACAAAAUGUUUACACUCCCCCAAGUAAUGUCGCUUUCUUGCACAAAACUUUUUGCAUUCCCCUGAGAAUUUUUUUCAGUUCACUCGCAAAAUAUUUGUGUUGAUAUGAGGUGGCUAUAUUUCAAAGCUUUUUGCAGGCAAACAUUUCUGGAGGGAACGCAAUACUUUAUUUUGAUAAGAAAUAUUUUUAUUUCCAUGUCCCUUUAGUGCUCCAGUGAAAGUAAAAUAAAGAGAGACAUACAGUAUGCGAUACUUCUGGAAUGACGAAAAAGUACUUUCUGUAAUCUGUAAUGUAAUCUGACUGUUCAGACGCAUUCUAAAAGAUUUUCAGCUGACCACACAUGGAUUUAGUUUGGAAACAUCGGAUUCCAAAAAAAAUAAAGAAAUAAAUAAAAUAAAUCGGAAUUUUGCUGCCUGUCUGAACAAAGCCCAAGUCUAGCCCUCAGCAUAGGCACAGUUAACACUACUUUCAGAAAAUGUAUUCUAUAGCACUGGCACAAAACUUAUAUCACAGCAUAGUCACUUCAUCCACGGCAUCGGUCCCACACACAGAAAAAUAAAAUGGCUCUAUACUUGACUUAGUAUGGAGUUUAGAUUUAAAUAAGCGAAUUUAAGAUCGCAAUUUCUUUAAGAUUGCAAAGUCUUUACUGCUUAAAAGGUUGUACAAACAGUUCAACUUCUUAAAUGAUCCACAUUUGUAUUUCCAACGGAAAUGUUGAUCUUGAUCCUUGUGAUAUUGUCGCAGUUGGGGAUUUGCAUGAAGGUUUUGCUUCUAGACUUCAAAUUAGUUUUAGCUUCAGGGUUGACAGAGAUUAAAUCUAGUUCUGGACUUAACUGCACUGUCAAAGAAAGUUUUAAAAAGCAUUUUAUUCAAUUGCUAAGGUUUAAAGUUCAUUCAGCCCAAAAAGGCCUCGAUAUCAUUCAGUCAUAGCUUGACUUUCAUUGACUGACCGCCGGUUUUACACAAAAACAUUUACAGAGAAGUAUUUAUAACACCAAUCUUCCUCAAUGUUCACCACUCAAGGUAGUCUGUGACAUAUAAAGGUGCAAAAGAAACUUUAAUAAUAUUACUGUAAAUGGUGCUGCUUUAUACUCUAAAAUGUAGAAGCCCCCCUCCUCUCCUUUCUGCACAGCACUAUAAACCACCUGUGGACUUUUUAAAGGGAGGUUUAACACGGUGUCUCAAUGCAUCUCGGAUUAUCAUAUUUACGGUCACUGGUUUGUUGAAAAGAAAUUCAUGUAUUUUAGGUUAGACAGUUAUGCUUUUUGUAUAUCACAGUUUUUUGGUCCAGCAUUUGCACAACAAUGUGCCCAUCUGCCUUGUCACUUUUGAGAACAGAAACCCGGGUGUGCAAUAGGGGUCUCUAUGAUGAAUUAAUGAAUUCAAAUACCAUAUUUUAAGUUGGGUGGCAACAACUCAGAUUUUUAUUUUUAAUUUGGCUUUAGGUUCUUUAUUACCUUGAUUGUGGACUAAAUAAUAACCAACAGCAGCAUUAGAUUCAGUACCUUAUAUUUGUAAAUACAACAGCUAUUUAACAGCAGUUAUGAUUUAUUUUUACUGGCACAAUGACGAAUUUUAACUGUCCACAACUGUGAUUCUGGGAUUUUUCCCUUUGGUUCCAGGCCUAACUAUCCAGAGAUGGCGGUACUGUCUAUGCUCUUAGCAUAACUGCUGCUUAAAUUCAUAAGACGUUAGAAAGCAGCAUAUAAAUCCCUGACUUUUUAGCUAUUUACUUUACCUGGCAGCCUUACAGCAUCUUAAGCAAAAAGCAUUGUGAAUGUACUGCCCUGCUCUUGCAAAAAAAAAAAAAAAAAAAAGGAAAAACUAAAAA